UGGACCAGCUGGAUUCUGACCGGUCGAGAGCAGCUCCAGUUGAACCUGUGCACAUUGGCCCUAUUUUGGAGGACCAGUAUGUAGGGGAAGGAAUCAUAGAAGCUUCACCCCUGCCACCACACACCAGUUACAGGGACGCUGAAACCAUCACAGAUGUGUGUAACAGCACCGAGCUUCCUGAGGUGGAGAUCAUCAGCCUUUUGGAGGAAGAACUCCCCAUAUACAGGCUGAGGGCCGACUGUGUGUAUGGCUAUGACCAUGACGAUUGGCUGCACACACCUGUCAUCUCUCCGGACACGCGCAUCGACCUGACCUCUGAGCAGAUCGAGGAGACCCUCAACUACUUCUUGCUAUGUGCAGAGCGAGUAGGCCAGAUGACUAAGACCUACAAUGACAUCGACGCUGUCACCAGACUUCUGGAGGAGAAAGAGCGGGACCUGGAGCUGGCGGCCCGGAUUGGCCAGUCCCUCCUGAAGAAGAAUCGCGCCCUGUCCGAGCAGAACCAAUACCUGGAGGAGCAAGUUGUCAACAUCAGAGAAGAGGUUACUCAGUUGCAUCAUGAGCUCAACCUGAAGGAUGAGCUUCUGCAGAUCUACACCAACGCAGCAGAAGAGAGUGAGGAGGAAGCAUCUCCCACGGGUCAGCACAGCAGGGUGGCAGUGGCAGUGGCAGUGGUGAGUGGGUCGUCCCUCAACGUCCUGCAGCGGAAACUCAGAGACCUGGAGGAGGAGAACCUCUCUCUCAGAUCAGAGGCGAGCCAUCUGAGGUCAGAGACGGAGACAUAUGAGGAGAAAGAACAGCAGCUUGUUAACGAUUGUGUGAAGGAACUCAAGCAGUCCAGUCUCCAGAUCUCAUCCAUAGCAGAGGAGUUGGCCAGAAAAACCGAGGAUGCCUCUCGACAGCAGGAAGAGAUCACACAUUUGCUCUCACAGAUAGUGGACCUACAGAAAAAGGCCAAAACUUGCGCACUGGAGAAUGAAGAGCUCUCACAGCAUCUCAUAGCAGCUAAAGAUGCCCAGAGACAGCUCACAGCCGAGCUCCAGGAUUUGGAAGAGAAGUAUUUGGAGUGUAUCGAGAUGCUGCAUGAAGCUCAGGAAGAGCUGAAGAACCUGAGGAACAGGAGUGUGUCUGCUGGAACACCACGACGCUACCAUCCCCUUGGACUGUUUCCAAUGGACUCGCUGGCAGCUGAAAUUGAGGGAUCCAUGAGGAAGGAGCUGAGUCAGGAUUUCCCUGAACUGGAGGAGCAGAAGGUCCGUCAUAAGCGUGUGUUUGAGACCGUCAAAAACAUUAACCAAUCAGUCAGACAACGCACGCCAGCUCCACCUCCUGCUAAUAUUCCAGGGUCCAAUCAGAUGCUCUCCUCUUUAAGCCCUGCCCCCUCUGACAAUAGUGGCAACAACAUAACUACCCUUGACAACCGUGCUCAGAGCAUACUCCUAGAGGCGGAGUCAGCAGACAACAGUUCGGACGGCCCAGAGAAGCGUUCCUGCUCGGAGGACCUGAAGCUGGCGCUCCGGCGACUGUCGCUGCGGAGACAGAACUGUUUGAGCGAGCGGCGUUUCUUCGAGGAGGAGCGUGAGAGGCGGCAGCGCGAUCCCCCAGGGCUCCGGGAUGGGGGGCGCUACACCCAUGCCCUUGUGCCCACCGACAGCAUCAUGUCCUUGGGCUCGUGGCCCAGCCGCCCCUACCUGCCCGACAAGCUCCAGAUCGUCAAGCCACUGGAAGGUUCUGCUACUCUGCUGCACUGGCAGCAGUUAGCCCAGCCUAACCUGGGGGGUAUUCUGGACGCACGGCCUGGUGUGGUCCCUAAGGGCUUCCGUCCGCUGGAGCUGGAGCUGGAGGAAGUGUACCACUACGCCGAAUACGAAGAGGACGAACCGGGAGAGCAAUACUUUCAGAAUCUCCCUAACACCUCCACGCCCAAUCGCAGUGUGCCUCCCAACCUCAGCCACGCCUCCUCAGCUUCUCCCUCCCCCUGCCUCAGCACAGGCCACGCCUCCAUGGAAUUCGCAGCGUUUUAUCCGGGUAAGUGCAUGGCUCACACAAGCUCCACCUACACUUUUACUACCUGUAAGAUUCUCCACCCAUCUGACGAGCUGACCAGAGUGACUCCAAGUCUAAAUCCCACCCCCAUGUCCUCCUGUGUGAUGUCACCCAGUCGUCUCUCCACCCCUGUGGCCACGCCCUGCACCCCGCGCCGCCUGAGCCUUUCCCAGUCCCAGUCCUUCACAAACCUGCGGGACUCCACCAAGACCUUCAGCACCUCACUGGGGUUAGUGCGCCUUCUGCAGGAGCGGGGUAUUUCCGCCGCCGUCUACCAGCCGCAGAGCUGGGACAGGGGCAGUGGUGGCGUCCUCUUCUCUACCUCUGUCCUCCCUUGCCCCCCUCCGGACCCCCGUAAGCCAACCACCCCUCCCAGCUCCCCCAGUCUCUGCAGCCAGAGCCCGGGGGGCACCGCGGUGGAUGAGGAUGCCGCCUUCUCUUUCAAAAGCCCCUCCUACGAGAACUUCCUAGCCUCUAAGCCAGCACGGUCCAUUCUCAAGGAGGUGGCAGGGGUGUCUGGGGCCCAGGCGAAAGACUGCGAAAGCCAGACGGAUGUGAGUGUGUCCCACCUGAACCUGGUGGAUAAGCUAAAGAGGUUGGGAUUGGCCAGUCCGGGAGCAUCUGGAACAAGUGCGGGAGGGAUCAGAAGGCCAAGCCCAAUUCUGGGUCCUCUUGGUGGACUGCGGAGCGCAACGUCUCCCUUCACUCCUCUGAAUGAAGGCCUAAGGCGCAAUCGAAGCUACCCAGCUGUGGUGGGAGCCAGCAUGGCAAUGAAGGGCCCCGGGCCCCAAGAAGACGAGCUGCUUCUAGCGCCAAAGCUGCCCAAGCAGACCAGCCUCAAAUAACAUACUGUCACCACACACACACACACACACACACACACACACUACUGUAAUGUAUAUUAUUUGAAAUCACUCAAAUACAAAAAUCAAGCUCAUGACAAUUUAUUAUAUGCACUGAAGCACUUAUGUAUUAUUUACACAAAGAAAACUGCUUCAUGUGUUAAUUUGGUCCCUUGUUCAUUUCCUGUCUGCUUCUCUGUACAUAGACCUACAUUCCACCAUCGAGCAGCCUGGUACCAUUCUGUGUAAAAUAUCUCGGUAAAAGUUCUUCUGGGAAGCCCAAAACACUUCUUCCACCCAGACCUUAUCAGCAUAACCCUUAGCGAUACCAACAUUAAUCCAUACAAAAAUCAGUCUUCAUUAUUAUGGUCAUACUAUUAAUUAAAAACACCCUGCUUUAUAUUGUGUAUCUCACAGUACACCAAUGUAACUACACUAAGCCUGAUGGCUGGUCUACCUGGCACUUGUACUGGUGAUUAGCUCAGCUACGCCAAGGGUUCUGCUGCACUGUAAAACUACUGCUAUGAACAUUCCCCAUUUAGCACUUUGGUUGUCAUUGUCUGUGUCUCCAGCGCUUUGGUUGUCAUCUUCCAUAUUUUUAGUGGAGUAAAAGUAGGUCACAGGUAAGUUCAGCUUGUAGUUGCUGACAAUAACUAUACCAAUUCUACACCACCAUGACUGGACAUCUGGAAAGCUUCUCUAGAGAGUAGGACUCCAGUUUAAAUCAUGCUAAUGUGCCUAACAAUGAACAGGAACUCACAGCACCAGUUAACAUAAAGGUGUGUGUGAUGUUAACUGGUGACUGGUUUAAGACGAGUAACUUUUGCAUUUUUGCCUCAGCUAUGCCAUUAAAAGCUGGGUGUUCUGACUGUGUUUGUCCUACUUAUUGAGCCAACACCUGACCACUCUUGGGUUUAAAGUGUUUCUCGUUAGCAUUUCACAUUCAUUGGUGUGUCUUUGUUUAAAGAUUUCUUCUAUUUGUAAUGUUGAUUUAAAUAAUUUUCAGAUAUAAUUGCCAAUGUUUAUUUUUUCCUUUCUGUAUUUCAGAAGUGUGUUUGGCAAUCUGAGUUGCCAAAAAUUGUUUUUUGUUCAUCAUCUGUGGCUUCUCGUUGUGGAGCCCAUUCAGUACAGCUGGGUAGGCUAAACCUGCUAUGCUUCAAAAAUACAUCUGAUCUGUUCACUGUGGUGGGCUGCCUCAGCAAUGCAGGAUCACUGAUAAAGAAGGCCAAAGCUCACUUGCCCUGGAGCUGCAUUACAUUUUGUAUUGCUCAUCUAGAAGCCUGUUGGACAGUAAAUGUUAAGACAUGUAGUUCUUUUCUAAUCCGUAUGCACAGUACAUAAAACCCCCUCCCCUAUUUGUCACUCAGAAACUGCUCGUACAAUGAGAUUGAGGUGCUUUUUCAUGACCACGGCGACUAUUCAACAUUCAAAUAAACAUGCAGUCAUACUUUGUCACAAUAUGAGAAAUUUCACUCUUAAGCUUUUCAUUAAUCUAUUCAUUAAAUUUCUGAAGGAUAAAUGGGCCAGUAGAAAAAUGGGCUUAAUAACGAUAGUACAGAAGUAAAACUUAUUCACAUGGUAGGUAAAAUGUAGAGAGUAAAUAAACAUGUCACGCCGGUAACCAGCGUUAUGGUGAUGGGUGGAUUAAUGGCUUAACCUUGUAUGUUGUAUGUUAGUUCUAAUGUAAUAGCGCUGGAUUUAUUUGAGAAAAUGGGCGCUUUGAUUCGUGUUGUUAAUUUCCACGUUAAUGUUUUCACCAGUCUCAUCUGAAGUGUAGGGAAAAGGUUGAGUACUUUAUUGAUUGGUAGGCCCAAUUAUGCUUAUUUACUCAAUAAUUAAUUUUAUUGUCAAAAAAUUAUUUGUCUUUGUCAAAAGGUCUAUUUGCAAGUGUGGUGAACGUAAUUCUUACAUUUGAACAAUGAUUAUUCUUUUGUGUUUUUUAUACUGUGUUAUUAAAUAAGACUAAAUUGGACAUGGGUACCUGUAGUAGUACGCAAUAACACUUACUGUAAACGUCUGACAAACGUUAGCAAUAAAGCCAAAAACAAACAUGCUAAAACCA
Messenger RNA from Electrophorus electricus (electric eel), 4950 nucleotides. It is a transcript of the gene trak1b, whose product is annotated as trafficking protein, kinesin binding 1b. Gene Ontology annotation, cellular component: cytoplasmic vesicle; dendrite; mitochondrion. Gene Ontology annotation, biological process: mitochondrion distribution; neurogenesis; anterograde axonal transport of mitochondrion. NCBI's taxonomy places the organism in Eukaryota, Metazoa, Chordata, Actinopteri, Gymnotiformes, Gymnotidae. Gene Ontology annotation, molecular function: GABA receptor binding; myosin binding. The record is from RefSeq and is a predicted model, not a curated record.